This is a messenger RNA of Ilyonectria robusta, 1975 nucleotides long. RefSeq names its product chromatin assembly factor 1 subunit C. Gene Ontology annotation, biological process: regulation of gene expression. The transcript has 6 exons. Gene Ontology annotation, cellular component: Rpd3L complex; Rpd3L-Expanded complex; cytoplasm. Gene Ontology annotation, molecular function: histone binding. NCBI's taxonomy places the organism in Eukaryota, Fungi, Ascomycota, Sordariomycetes, Hypocreales, Nectriaceae. The coding region runs from base 249 to 1568 and encodes 439 amino acids. The record is from RefSeq and is a predicted model, not a curated record.
GGCAUACUCAGCCACACCUCUCCCUCCCUCUAACUAAGGAAGUACCUCUUAACGCGCGACGCGUGAACCCUCCUCACUUUUCAGCCUUCUCAAUGCGACAGCUCCACUACCUCAGCCGCGCAUCUUGCAAGCUCUCCUCCGUCUGCACGCAGCUCAUCAGCGCUCAUCCACUUCGCCGAACGUCAACUUCCCGUCUCGAUAUCACAUUUUAAAGUCGUAAGAACCCCGGGCACGCACACAUUACCACGAUGGCGCCGACACAGGCUGCAGAGCGCGACCUUGACGUCGAAAUGGCCCACGAAGAAGAAGAUGACCAAGGCGAACGCCUCAUCAAUGAAGAAUACAAGACGUGGAAGAAGAACAGUCCCUUCUUGUACGACAUGAUCUUAGGAACGGCUCUGACCUGGCCUACCCUCACUGUCCAGUGGUUCCCCGAUGUCAAGGAGCCUGAGGGCAAGAAUUACCAAGUUCACCGACUACUCCUCGGCACCCACACGUCCGAUGAGAGCCCCAACUUUGUCCAGAUUGCCGACGUUCAGAUCCCUAAGGCUGUGGCGCCGAAUCCCGACCACUACGAUGAGGAGCGCGGCGAGAUUGGCGGAUACGGAAAAUCUGGAGACGUGGCCGCCAUCAAGUGCGACAUUGUCCAGAAGAUCGAGCACCCUGGCGAGGUCAACAAGGCCCGGUACCAGCCCCAGAACCCCGACAUCAUUGCCACACUCUGUGUCGACGGCAAGAUCCUCAUCUUUGACCGAACAAAGCACCCCCUUCAGCCCACCUCCCUUGGCAAAGUCAACGCUCAGAUUGAGCUCGUUGGCCACAAGGCAGAGGGCUUCGGUCUCAACUGGAACCCUCAUGAGGCUGGAUGCCUUGCUUCGGGUAGUGAGGAUAAAACUAUGUGCCUCUGGGACCUGAAAACACUCGAGGCGGAGUCGAGAAUUCUCAAGCCUGCCCGCAGAUACACCCACCAUACCCAGAUCGUCAACGACGUUCAAUACCACCCCAUAUCCAAGAACUUUAUCGGUUCCGUGUCAGAUGAUCAGACUCUACAGAUUGUCGAUGUGCGCCACAGCGAAACUGGCAAGGCCGCUGUGGUCGCUAGACGUGGUCACCUGGAUGCUAUCAAUGCUCUCGCCUUCAACCCCAACUCGGAGGUGCUCGUCGCCACCGCUUCGGCCGACAAGACGAUUGGUAUUUGGGAUCUGCGCAAUGUUAAGGAGAAGGUUCACACUCUGGAGGGACACAUGGAUGCUGUGACAUCCCUGGCGUGGCACCCCACUGAGGCUGGCAUUCUGGGUAGCGCCAGCUACGACAGGAGAAUCAUUUUCUGGGAUCUCUCCCGUGUGGGCGAAGAGCAGCUGCCUGACGACCAAGACGAUGGAGUCCCUGAACUCCUGUUCAUGCACGGUGGUCACACAAACCACCUCGCAGACUUUAGCUGGAACCCCAGUGAGCCCUGGCUCGUUGCAAGUGCAGCUGAGGACAACUUGCUGCAAAUCUGGAAGGUUGGAGAGUCCAUUGUGGGCAAGGACGACGGCGACCUGCCUGUCGAUGAGCUCGACCGAUAGAUGAGGUGGAAGUUCGUAGAGAAGAGUCGGUCUUCAUAGGAUGAGGAGACGCAGCAGCUCUGGCAGCUCUGGCAACAAAAUAGUGAGUUGCCAUUGACGACGAGAAGCAAGUCACCUAAGGUAGCUGAAGACAGAUGUGAAGUAACCCAGGGCGACGAGAUGAAGAACAACAAAAGACGGCAAACGUCCCUUUCACUUACCCCUUCACUUGCAAACAGCCCGAGGCCGGUGCCUAGGAUACUGGCGUUUUCCCUGUGAACAAUGUGAUGCUCACGUGCGCCAACUGUCAAGUUUCGUUUGACAGCUGGCGAGCGAUGUGUGAUUCACGGACAAAUUCUCCGAUUUCGGCUGUGCCCCAAAACAUAAUCCCUUUCUCACCUUCGCCAACUCGCUGUCUGUUGAUCUCC